Uloborus diversus is the source of this 1744-nucleotide messenger RNA. RefSeq names its product probable glutamine--tRNA ligase. Gene Ontology annotation, molecular function: glutamine-tRNA ligase activity; ATP binding. The record is from RefSeq and is a predicted model, not a curated record. NCBI's taxonomy places the organism in Eukaryota, Metazoa, Arthropoda, Arachnida, Araneae, Uloboridae. Gene Ontology annotation, cellular component: aminoacyl-tRNA synthetase multienzyme complex; cytoplasm; cytosol. The transcript is spliced from 13 exons. Gene Ontology annotation, biological process: glutaminyl-tRNA aminoacylation. The coding region runs from base 53 to 1744 and encodes 563 amino acids.
GUAAACUUUUCUUUCGCGUUGCGGGUUUAAAGUAUUUACGGCGUUUGUGAACAUGGAUGGAGAUUUAAAAGUAUUAAGUAAAUUAAAUAUUAUUGGCUUAAGUGAACAAAAAGCUAAGGAAACCGUUAAAAAUGAAAAACUAUGCUCUGAUUUGAUUCAAACUAUUGAACUGGCUGAGAAGCAUUCUUCCAAUGAAAUUUCGAAAGCAACAGGUAAUUUAUUGUACCACAUAGCAACAAAAUUGAAGCCCCAAAUUCGUUCUAAAAUGAGCCUCUUAGUACAGUAUGUUGCAGAGGGAAAAAUAGAUUCUGAAAUAAAACUUAAUGCUGCUAUGAGCUAUCUGAUAAAUAAUGCUAGUAAAGAUGUAAAUGUCAAAGAAUUUGAGAAACAAUCUGGUGUUGGUGUAUCUGUAUCACCAGAAGAGAUUGAAAAGGCUGUAGAAAAAGUGAUAUCUGCUCAUAAACAAGAACUUGUUGAAAAAAGAUAUUCAUAUAAUACUGGACUGCUCAUGGCUGAAGCACGCAAAGCACUACCUUUUGCUGAUGGUAAAUUCAUUAAGAGCGAAGUUGAAAUGCAAGUUUUAGAUAUACUUGGUCCUAAAACUGAAGCAGACAAUACAAAGCCAUCGAAAGCAAAAGCAAAAGAUAAGAAAGAAACUAUUACUGAAGUUACAGUUAAGCCUGUUGAAGUUAAAGAACAUUCAAUCACUCAAGUAAUGAAAAAACUCAACUUUCACAAACCUGGUGAAAAUUACAAAGCUGAUGGAUAUGUUAUCACCCCUAAUACUAUGAAGCUCCUUCAAAAACAUUUAUCUGAAACAAAAGGACAGGUUCGUACUAGAUUUCCACCCGAGCCAAACGGCAUUUUGCAUAUUGGUCAUGCAAAAGCUAUCAACAUCAACUUUGGUUAUGCUAAAGCCCAUGAUGGAAUCUGCUUUUUAAGGUUUGAUGAUACCAAUCCAGAAAAAGAGGAGGAGAAGUUCUUCAAUGAAAUAAAUGAGAUGGUCAGGUGGUUAGGGUAUGUUCCAUCAUUUGUUACUCAUUCUUCUGACUAUUUUGAUCAGCUGUAUGAUUUUGCUUGCGAACUUAUUAAGAGAGACUUAGCUUAUGUCUGCCAUCAAAAGCAAGAAGAUAUUAAAGGGUUUAACCCACCACCUUCUCCAUGGCGAAACCGUCCAGUAGAAGAAAGUUUGCAGCUGUUUCAGGAUAUGAAACAUGGGAAAAUUAAUGAAGGCGAAGCAACUCUGCGUAUGAAGUUAACUCUUGAAGAGGGAAAGCAAGAUCCAGUGGCCUAUAGGAUUAAAUUUUUUGCACAUCAUCGAACGGGAAAUAAGUGGUGUAUCUAUCCUACAUAUGAUUUUACCCAUUGUCUCUGUGAUGCUAUAGAAAAUAUAACUCAUUCUUUGUGUACUAAAGAAUUUCAGUCUAGACGUUCUUCCUACUACUGGUUAUGCAAUGCAUUAGAUAUUUAUUGUCCAGUGCAGUGGGAAUAUGGGCGUCUAAAUAUGCAUUAUACUGUGAUAUCUAAAAGAAAGAUUGCCAAAUUAAUCUCAGAAGGGAUCGUUAGAGAUUGGGAUGAUCCACGACUCUUUACGUUGACAGCUUUAAGACGUAGAGGAUUUCCUCCUGAAGCUAUUAAUAAUUUCUGUGUUGAGCUUGGUGUCACAGGUGCACAAUCUGUUGUGGAUCCCCAAAUGCUGGAGGCCCAUGUGAGAGAUGUAUUAAAUGUUACUGCCCCAAGGUGA